This is a messenger RNA of Uloborus diversus, 1050 nucleotides long. RefSeq lists its product as uncharacterized. Gene Ontology annotation, biological process: transcription by RNA polymerase III. The record is from RefSeq and is a predicted model, not a curated record. Lineage: Eukaryota; Metazoa; Arthropoda; Arachnida; Araneae; Uloboridae. Gene Ontology annotation, cellular component: RNA polymerase III complex. Gene Ontology annotation, molecular function: DNA binding. The transcript is spliced from 7 exons. Bases 1 to 1050 code for a protein of 349 amino acids.
AUGAGUGACGUGCCUCCGGAAGUACCCAUUGAUGAAAUUAGAAAUGCAGCUAUCAGCCGUCGUGGAGGCAUUCGAGUCAGAGGAGGAAGUGACAGUUCCGAUUUUCAAAACGCCAAGCAAGUCGAGACCAAAGGACAACGGGACAGCAGAAGAGAAAGGGGUCGAGGCAGAGGAAACAAGUGCAUCGUGCAGACGGAAGGCACUUUCUUAGGGCAAGGACCAGCAGCUCGAGUGAAAAAAGAGAGUUUAGAUACAGAAUACGAGCGAGCUCCUCGGGGCUCUAGAGCUGCAGGCAAGCAGGGGGCAGCCACAUUCGACCGAAAACCAGACGAAAAAGAGAUAAAAUAUUUAUUGGAGCCUUGGGACGAAGACGAGAAUUUUGAUGAUAGUGGGGAGCUAUGUCCAGUUAUUUUGCCAUUAAAACCAAAAUCAGAAUCCAAGUGCAAAAUCAAGAAAGAACCCCUCGAUGAUGUUGAUGUAAAGAAAGAAGUGAAAGACGGAGACAUUAAAGUUGAACCCGGAGCUGACAAAUGGCAUGCCUUAGAAGGAAAAUUUUUUGCUUCUAUUGCACCCGAGGAUAAGAAAAAGGAAAACCUGAUUGAUUUGGUAGAUUCUACCAAGGUUACAGGUGACAGCAUCCUGCUGCUUUUCCAAAUGCCUCAACGUAUGCCAUUUGGUAACACAGAUUGCCACGAGAAAGAACAACCAGCUGCUACAUCAAAAGCAACAACUUCUCAAGCAAAAGAUAACGAAAAGGAAGAAGUAAAGGACUCGAAGCCUACUACUUUGUUUGAUGACAUGUCCGACGGACGCAUCGGGAAGUUACAGGUUUUGAAGUCGGGGAAAAUGAGAUUGGUCAUGGGAUCGUUCAUGUUCACACUCGAAACAGGCUCCAAUUCCGAGUCUCUGAUGGAAGCUGUAUCCAUUCGUACAAAAGACGAAAACGAUGGAGACAUCGUUGUGCUAGGAAAAAUUGAAAGGAGUAUGAUCGUUAGCCCUUCAGACGAUCUGUUAAAUCCAACUUCAACUGUUGAUACGAAAAUGAGCUGA